Messenger RNA from Chara braunii, 1695 nucleotides. Lineage: Eukaryota; Viridiplantae; Streptophyta; Charophyceae; Charales; Characeae. The record is from the annotation of a GenBank genome assembly.
AUACGUUAUCUUCCUGCUCCUUGACUUCACAGCAAGCAGAUAGGUUAUCUUUUUGCUGCUUUAUCUUUUGAAUCCCCCUGUUUGACAAUCUGUUGUGGAGUUUGAACGACAAAUAACAUAACAUGGGAAGAACUGCUUAUCGUGGGGAUGGUGGUUUAGGCCUCUGCUUUGCAAUGUUGCUCGCGUUUGUUGUCCUGGGUUCCGUUGCUUUAUGGCGAUCGCCUCACCAAGCUGACAGCGGCGAUGCUGUCAAUCCAUCGACUUUUCUCGUAGCUCCUCUGGGAAGUUAUCGAGGUGCACUGGAGACUACAUAUCCUAGGAGAGCGCUUGCACAGCUGAAGAAAGGGGAUAUGCUCAGUGGUGAGGGGGGAUCGUCAAGAAAGGAUGGAGGGCAGAGGAAAGCGAGAGUCGGCAAUAAGGCCGAGGCCGAUGACCAAUUACGAGAGAAACUGUUGAAGGAAAUUGGAUCUUCAUGGGAAAUCGACGGGCUGGGGACAGAUGUUGCACUCAAGCCUGUGUCUGACCCUCAGGAAAGCACCAGAAUUUACUAUGAUGCCUCCGCACUCAUAGCAACACAUGCGGAGAUGGAGGAGAAGUUCAAGGUCUAUGUCUACAAGGAUGGAGACGAACCUCUAGUGCAUACCGGGCCUUGCAAGCAGAUUUAUGCGAUUGAUGGGUUGUUCCAGAAUGAAUUACAGAGAGAGACGAACAAGUUUGUGACCAAAGACCCUGCUCGUGCAGAUCUCUUCUUUGUUCCCUACAAUCCGACAAAUGCUGUGGACCUCUUGUUUGAACCUGGCAGUCACAGCUAUGCCCCAAUGGUCGAGUUCGUGAAAGACUACAUCAGUCACAUUCAAUCUCAGCAUCCAUACUUCAAUCAGUCGAAUGGAACGGACCAUUUCAUGUUAUCAUGCCACGACUGGAGUUCAUACACGACGUGGGCACACAAGGUCUUCGACAUCAACUCCAUCAAGGUGCUGUGCAAUGCCAAUUCCUCUCAGAACUACCACUCCCAAAAGGACGUCAGUCUUCCUGAGUUGACGAUCCCUGGUGGCAUGUACCCACUCGUCUUCGAUGGCGAUCCCCCGGCGAUCAGGACUCUCCUCGCCUUCUUUUCCGGAGGCGAUCACGGCCCUAUCCGCCCGCUGCUCUUCCAACAGUGGCUGAAUCGGAACGACUCCGAUAUGCUCAUCUUCAAGCAGACGCAGGUCAUUUCCUUGGACGAAAAUUACAUUAAGCUGAUGGAACGGUCCAAGUUUUGCUUAUGCCCCGCUGGGUAUGACGUCAACAGCCCUCGGCUUGUGCAGUCUAUAUACUACGGUUGCGUUCCCGUUAUCGUCACUGAUGACUUUGUGUUACCUUUCUCCGAGGUGCUCAGGUGGGAAACCUUCUCUGUCCGCCUUCCUGUGAAAGAUAUUCCCAACAUGAAAAAGAUUAUCGCUAGCAUUCCAUUGGCAACAUACAUAUCCAUGCAGGCGAAGCUCAAACAUGUGAGAAGACACUUCAUAUGGAACAACCCGCCGCAGAAGUACGACAUCUUCCACAUGGUGAUGCACGAUCUCUGGGUCAGGAAGAAGCGGCUGCUCAACAAUGAGAUCGAGUAUGUCUAUGUUCCCAAUGCUCAUUAAACCACGGGGUGGCGCCGCGAUGUACGGGCGGCCCGGGCCAACUUCACGUUGUCGAGUCAAUUUUCUG